UCUUUCCACACGCCUUUGUAGAAUACGUUGACUCUGUCGCUCAUAUUUCUACCAAUAUCUAUCGUUCUCGCUCUUACCAACAAUAGUAAGUGGGGAGUGAACCGCACAGUACCACUACCAUCCCCACCCUCAUCAAGAUAUUUCUUCUCGCCCAGUGCCUUCGCGUUCUAACUAGUCGUCGUUGACGCCGUUGUAUCUUUUACAGUAGUAUUAUACACGUAUAACACUUAAUAUAUGAGUUCGAAUUUUAUUGUAAAUAGUUCUACAGUUUCUAUAGUUGUACAUAAUAGUGUACGUUCAAAAUGUAUAUGUCGUUUGCUCAAAGUGUUAAUCGUUGUAUGACAAUAGGUGCGACCUGAAUCAUAUUGUGUGCGCGAGUCUCGUUUAUCAUUGUUUCAUCGGCUGCCGUCUGUUGUAUAUUUAUAUGUAGAUAUUUAGCAAAUUAUUAUGUUAGAGAAAAUUUUGUGUUGCUACUGUUGACCCUUAUAGUGCAUAUUGACAUGCAGUGUUUAGCAUGACCACUGCAGUUAUCCUGAUAUGCACACGACCAGUAUGGAUUUACGACUAUUAUUAUAGCGAAUGAAAUAGUGUGGGACGUAGGAGAUGGCAAGAUUGAAAAUUACUAAUGUUCAAUCAGUAUUCUUCUUGUUAAAUGUUUUGUUUUCUGUCAUACUAGCCAAAGAUGUCAAUCGCUAUGAUACUGUAUAUGCUUGUGAAGGAAAACCUCUUAAACUGGAAUGUCGAGAAGGAGAAAUUAUUCAUUUGGACCGGGCAAUUUAUGGACGAUACUCUAUCACAGUAUGUAAUGAUCAUGGUAACACUGAUUGGAGUGUUAACUGCAUGUCCACUAACACUUUACCUUUGCUACAAGCCAAAUGCAAUGAAAAAAGGAACUGUAGUAUUCAGGCUAAUACUAGCUUAUUCUCUGAUCCUUGCCCUGGUACAAUGAAAUAUCUUGAAGCUCAAUACCAUUGUAUUCCAGCAUCACUUUCCACAACAACUUUAAAGCCUAAUCCACCAUGGCUUAUAACAUCACAACCUAGUGUUUGGAAUGCUGAUAAACUUUUAACUCUUAAGCCUGCAACCCCAAUCCCACCAAUUUUGUCAUCACCUCAGUUAGAUGAUACUGCUGGAUCUAGUGUAGAAGAACAUAUUUCAUCAGUUUCAUUAACUACAACUAGUACUGUUGCAACAUCAGAAUUAUUUAUAAGUCACAAAGAAAAUAAUUCUAUAACAGAAGGAGAACAAAAUUUACCUUCAGUUGCAAUAACAACUGAGUGGAAUGUACCACCACCAACAAGUGAUUUGCCACCUCAAUUAAGUAUUAUUGAUGUUGAAGGAAUGGAUGAUAGAUUAUCAUUGUCUUGUCCUCCUGAAACAUCAAGAAGUUUAUUUUGGAAUUGGACCAAAGCAGGAGAAGAAGCAGUACAAGCCUGUCCCGGUGGUGCUGCUGGUGUUGCUAGGUGGCGUUGUCAAAGUUUAAUUGCUGGUAUACCUAUAAGAAUUCCUCCUACACCUGACCUUUCUGAAUGUCGAUCAGUAUGGUUAUCAAGCCUUGAAGGAAGGCUUCAUCAAGGAGAUUCUAUUAUUAGUAUUGCAAAUGACCUCUCACAAGUAACUGAUAGCAAGCCAUUAUAUGGAGGUGAUAUGAUGACUACUACAAAAAUGUUGAGAGACCUUGCUCAAAAAAUGGAAAAAGAUAUGGUAACAUUUCCUGACAAACAACAACAGGAAGCAAUGGUUACUGAUCUAUUGCAAUGUGUGGUACGAAUUGGAAGUAAUUUGCUAAAUGUUUCUCAAUAUUCAUCAUGGAGAGAUCUUGCUUUCAAUGAACAAAUGCGAGUUGCAACAAAUUUAUUGGUUGGACUAGAAGAAAAUUCAUUUUUGUUAGCUGAUAUUAUGAUGAAAGAAAAGACAAUUACUCAUAGUGUUAAAAAUAUCUAUCUUAGUGUAAGAGUUAUCUCCACACAGAAUGUGGAUACUGAAGUUUUUCCUCCAUUAUAUACGUCUAAUAAUGGAAUUUUCAUGAAUAAUACAUGGUUACAACUGCAAAAAUCUGCAUUACUUGAAAAUAGUGAAGCUGGUUUUAUAAGAUUAGUCUACAUAGCAUUUGAUAGUCUGGAAAACAUACUACAGCCUCAAUCUUCUAAUGGAAUACGCAUAAUAAAUAGUAAAAUUAUAUCAGCUUCCUUAGGCAAAGGGAAACAUAUACAGUUACAUCAACCAGUCACUCUUUGUUUUCAACAUCUUCAAAUUGAUAAUGUGAGCAAUCCAACUUGUGUUUUUUGGGAUUAUACAGAAAAUGGGUGGUCAGAAGAAGGCUGUUCUGUUAUUUAUACAAAUCAAACUCAUACAUUAUGCCAGUGCAAUCAUUUAACAAAUUUUGCUAUUCUUAUGGAUUUAAAAAAUUCUGGAGAAAUGCCUAUAACUUUUUCUACAAAUAAAUUGCUUUUAUAUGUCAGCUGUAUAUUUUCUGGAGUUUGUUUCCUAUUAGCAGCAAUUACUCUUCAGUUAACAGUAAAGUCAAAUCGUACAGUUAUUUUGAAGAAUUUAUUUUUGUGUCUCUUCUUGGUUGAAUGUUUUUUUCUUUUUGAGGUAACACAGGAAAGGACAGUAUUUGUCUGCUCUGUAAUAGCAGUUAUACUACAAAUAUUGUUAUUAUGUUCAUUUAUGUGGACAUUUAUUGAAGGAUUCCAUUUGUAUGCUACAUUAAUUGAAGCAUUUAAUUCUGAAAAAUUACAAAUGCGUCUUUAUUAUUUAGUUGCUUAUGGCAUUCCAUUAAGUAUUGUUAUUGCAGCUUGUUACUUGGAUCCUUAUGUUUAUAACUCAAAUAAUUGCUUAAAGCCUAAUAAUAUUAUUGUGUACAGUAUUAUAUUUAUUGUCUCAGUAAAUCUAGUCCUUUUAUGUCUAUCUCUGUAUAUAAUUAGAAGUAAUUCUUCACUGAUGUCUAUUAAAUGUAAAGAAAAUGUCAAAAUAACUUCUUUGAAAAUGUGGCUUAGAAGUGCUAUUUUGUUGUUAAUUUUUAUAAUGUUGACGUGGACAUUAGCUUUUUUUUACAUAACAUCAUAUUCCAUUUUUAUGCUGUAUAUAUUUUCUGUUGUAAAUUGUUCACAAGGACUUCUCAUAGUAUUAUUAUAUUGUAUAAAAAAUAAUUCAGUUUAUAAAGUAUUUUCUGAGUUAAAUAUGAUUUCAUUUUUACCAUGGCAAUGUUGUCUUAUUAAUUCUACUCAAGAAAUGAAUUUAAACUAUAAAAAUCAGAGAACCAGUCUGUAUGGCACUUCUGUUGGCCCAAACAGUCAAGGAAGUAUUGCAGAAUGUUCUACACCAAGAUCAUUGUCUUCUCAUAGGAUGAAUACUUUUCAUCAUCCUGUUCACGAAAGACAUACAUUGGGUAGUAAAAUCAUAAACAUACAAAAUGAAAUUGAAGUGCCAGAUUUAGAUAAUACAAUUCCUAAAAAUGAACAUCAAGCAGUAGUAUGUGGAGGGACAUUACCAUACACUCGUUCUAGUCAAAAGACUUAUUCACGUAAUAAAAUGCUGCCAAAAGCUGGUACAAUGUUUGGUAGUCGUCUUCAUAAACAAUCUUUACAGAGUAAACCAAGCAUACAAGAUAAAUGUUUUAGCUUGAAGCAACCAACUUAUGUACAUAAUAAUCAUGGAGUGCCCAAAAUUUGCUCUAUUCGAUGCAAUACUUUAGGUGAUGGUUUUAUUGAUAAUAAUUGUUCAACUAAAAAAUACAUUGGAGUUAGUGGUGUACGAGCCACUAGUCCUUGGAAUCAUACUUAUUCUGAAAUAAUGGGUGGUAUAUCUGCUUCUGGUGGGGGAUUAGAAGAUCCAGUUUAUGAAGAAAUAGAGCGUGAAAGAGAAAGAGAGCGAGAGCAAGCAGCUCUUGUGUCUGAUUUAAGUGAUGAAGAUGGCCGUAGAAAUAGUGACAUGAGUCGUCAAUCAUCAAGGAGUUACGGUGAUCAUAGACCACUUAUAAUGGCUCCCCCUCAAAGUCCAGACACCCAAGAUUUCCAUACUGCUCUUAAUGCAGCUUUUAGACAACAACUUAAAGAACAAACUGCUAGAACAAUUGCAGUGCUAGAUGGUCAAACUGUUGUAUGCCAUUUGCAACCUGACCAUAAUGAUUCCUAUGCUCAGCAACAAACUGUACAACAUUAUUCUUAUGAAUGUUAAUUGUUUGAAUAACAAUUGAUUAUUAAAAUGUAAUUAAGUGUAAUUAUACUUCUGUACAUAAUUUUUUUACUGCUGAACCUUGAGCAUUUUUCUUUAAACAUUUAUUUUGUUUAAAAUAUGAGCCUAUUACUCUAGUAUAAUUUAAUCUCUGACAAGAUUUUGAUAUUUAUUAUUUAAUUUCUAAUAUCAAUGAAAGAGCAUUGUUAAGUAUUUUUUUAUAACUACUGUUGAUAAAUUAUUUUCCUCUUUAUUAUUAUUAUAAAAGAAAGUAGAUUCAGUUUUGUAUUACUAAAUUUUUAUUUUUCAAGUUGUCUAUAUACUAAAGCCUCUGAACACUUGCCAUUUACAUUGUUUACUUAUUAUGACUAAAAUGUUACAUAAUUUUGCAGAUAUGCUUACAAUUAUGAUUUAAAUUCUGUUUUAAUAAUUAUUUUUUGAAUAGAAAAAAUAAAUUAUAAACUAUUAAACAUUGUCUAGUCUCAUUAAAGCAAUAAAUUAAUAUAGUUAAAAAAAAAUUCAAAAUGAACCCGUAACUAAUAAUAUUUCUAAUUCAAAUAAUCUUUUUUAGUUCUUAAUAAUUUUUCAUUUUUUUUCUUGUAAAUGUUUUUUUUUUUUUAAUAAUGUUGAUUCUAAAAUAAUUGAUUUAUGAAUAUGAAAAAUUGACUUUCAGUUUUACUAAGUGAAAAAUAAUAACAUACAAUGUUUUCAUUGUUUAUGUAAUCAAUAUACUUAAUUAUAAUAUUUAUUUAUAUUCAUAUAAUCAAUAAAAUAAUCUCAUUAGUGUCAGUUAUUUACUAACAUCUUUUUUUUUUAAACAAGUAAUUUUUAUAUGCUUAUUCUAGUAGUAAAUCUUUUUCAAAUAAUUUUUAGAAAAAUAUUUCUUUUAUAACAAAUAUAUGUUUUUAGUUAAAUGAUAAAAUGAUCUUAAUAUUAAUACUUUUUCUAUAAAUUUGAAAAUCUUAAAUUUGAUUAUUUUAUUUACAUUAUUUAGCUAAAUAUUUUUAGCAAAUGAUAUGGAUCAAAAUUUUUCUUAUAAAUUAGGAUUUUUCAUAAAAGUUUUUUUUCACUCUCCUGUUAAAAUGAAUUAAUGCUUACAUGAUUCUCAUUUUUUUUCUCGUCAAUUAAAAAAGGUUAGCAUUUUAAAAAUAAUUUUACUGUUUUACUAAAACAAUAUUUAUUAAAUUAUUAUAAAAAUGUUCCUAAACACAUUAUCUUAAUUUUCAAAUGUAUCGCAUUUCAAGUAUUAAUAAAAUUUAUUCAAGUAAUUUCUUGAGACUGAUUUGAGAGUUGAGACUGGUUGUUCAGUUUUUAUGCAAUCAAUUACAUCGAACAUUGCUUUGUAUAAUUAUAAUAUUAAUUUUCAAUUUUAGUUUUUUUAUAAUUUAAUGUUAAUUUGAGUAAUUGUAAUUAAUUUUUUUUAAAACUUGGUAGUUCACAUUUGUCAAGAAUCUAAAUGUAUUAUGGUGCAUCAUGCAAUAACAUUUAAAUUGUAUUUAUUUUUAUUGUUACUUCAAUUUAAUGUAAUUCUUAUUUAUUUUAUUUAAUGUACAUAAAAGCUAAAAAUCAAAAUUAUUAUUAAUUAACUGUUGUAACACUCUUUAAAAUACUUUUAUGUAAAUUACAUAUUCAAAUUUACUACUUAUUUUUCACUUGUACACAACACCAUGUUUCAAAUAAGUACAUAAAUACUAUCAACUACUAUUUAAUGAACAAAAUUAUUCAAUUAUCAAAAAUAAUUAUUCCCGUGUUUUUGAUAUUUAAAAUUAAAUUCUUAAACAGAAAUUAAUUUAAUUCUAAUUUGAUUGUCUUAUUUAAAUGUGUCGUAUAUUUGUAGCUGUUAAUUGUUAACUUAAAAAAAAAUUUUUGUUCUUUUUAAAGUUAAUUUUAUUAUCAGAGCUGAAAAGAGGUGAUUAAUUUUUUUGAAUUUUAUGAAACAGUUUUCCUAUUUUUUUAUAAUUUGAUGCAAUUUUUGGAAAUUUUUAUACCUAAACUUAACAGUUGGCAUAAUAUUCUAUGUAUAUUUAUUGUAGAUUUAUGUAUAAAAUUUAUAGAAAUUAAUUAUAGAUAUAAAAUAAAAUAGAUAUAUUUACAUGAUUUUAUGUAUGCUGUGAUCAUAUACAUUAGUAUUAUAUUUAAAAAAUGUACAAUAAAUGAAAAAUUGAUUAGAUCA
This is a messenger RNA of Daktulosphaira vitifoliae (grape phylloxera), 6349 nucleotides long. It is a transcript of the gene Cirl, whose product is annotated as latrophilin Cirl. The record is from RefSeq and is a predicted model, not a curated record. Gene Ontology annotation, biological process: adenylate cyclase-activating G protein-coupled receptor signaling pathway; cell surface receptor signaling pathway. The transcript has 18 exons. Lineage: Eukaryota; Metazoa; Arthropoda; Insecta; Hemiptera; Phylloxeridae. Gene Ontology annotation, molecular function: carbohydrate binding; G protein-coupled receptor activity. Gene Ontology annotation, cellular component: membrane. Bases 604 to 4179 code for a protein of 1191 amino acids.